Molecule: messenger RNA, 2289 nt
Organism: Parus major (Great Tit)
Lineage: Eukaryota; Metazoa; Chordata; Aves; Passeriformes; Paridae
Gene: GTF3C5
Product: general transcription factor IIIC subunit 5
Exons: 11
Coding region: 30-1580 (516 amino acids)
Biological process (GO): transcription initiation at RNA polymerase III promoter
Cellular component (GO): transcription factor TFIIIC complex
Source: RefSeq, a predicted model, not a curated record
GCGCCGGGCGGGGGGAGCGGCGGGCAGUGAUGGCGGCGGCGCGGCAGUGGGGCCCGCGGGGCUCGGCCGUGCUGGAGCUGCCCCGCACCCCGCGCUUGGUGUGCGUGGAGUACCCGGGGCUCGUCCGGGACGUCGGGGCCAUGCUGCGGACGCUGGGAGGAGAGCAGGGGGUGUCGCGGAUCUAUGCUGACCCUGCCAAAAGGCUGGAGCUGUAUUUCCGCCCCAAGGACCCCUAUUGCCACCCCGUGUGUGCCAACCGCUUCCCCACCUCCACCAUGCUGCUCAGGGUCAGGAGGAGCACCAAGCAGAAGCAGCAGUUGGAUGCUGAGGACCAAAUCCAGCCAGAAGUCCAGUUUGAGAUGGAGAUUCUUGGGAUUGUCAACACAGUUUACAAAUUUCAAGGAAUGUCUGACUUCCAGUACCUGGCAAUGCACUCCAGCCCUGAUGGCAAACAAACCUCCAUGUAUGACAAAGUCCUGAUGCUCAAACCAGAGAAGGAAGAAUUUUUCAAUAGGGACUUACCUCUUUAUAUCCCACCACCCAUCUUCUCACGUCUGGACACUCCUGUGGACUAUUUUUAUCGCCCAGAUAUACAGCACAGGGAGGGGUACAACAAUCCCCAGGUGUCUGGUGAGAACCUGAUUGGCCUCAGCAGGGCCCGGCGCCCACACAAUGCCAUCUUUGUCAACUUUGAUGAUGAAGAAAUCCCAACUAAACCACUGGAUGCUGCUGUACAGAACUGGAAGAAAGUGUGCACCAAUCCUGUGGAUAAAAAGGUGGAGGAAGAGCUGAGAAAGCUCUUUGAAGUGCGUCCUGUGUGGUCUCGGAAUGCAGUGAAAGCCAAUAUCAGUGUCCAUCCAGACAAGCUGAAGGUGCUGCUGCCAUAUUUGGCCUAUUACAUGUUAACAGGUCCUUGGAGAAGCUUAUGGGUUAGGUUUGGGUAUGACCCCAGAAAACACCCUGAAGCAAAGAUUUAUCAAGUGCUGGACUUCCGAAUUCGCUGUGGAAUGAAAUAUGGUUAUGCUGCUACUGACAUGCCUGUGAAAGCAAAACGCAGCACAUACAACUACAGCCUGCCCAUCACUGUCAAGAAACAAGGAAGUCACACAGUCAGUGUUCAUGACUUGAAACAGGGGCUGGGUUCAGCUGGUACAUCUGGGGCAAAAAAGCCCCCCUCCAGCAGGUAUAAGCUGAAGGAAUCCAUCUACAUUUUCCGAGAAGGAGCUUUACCCCCUUACCGACAGAUGUUCUACCAGCUCUGUGACUUAAAUGUGGAAAGCCUGCAGAAGAUCAUCCAUCGGAAUGACGGCGCAGAGUCGGAAUGCACAGAGCGGGAUGGGUGGUGCCUUGCCAAGACAAGUGAUGACCUGAGGGACAGCAUGUCCCUGAUGAUAAAGCAGAUCAUCAGAUCUACCAGACCUGCUCUUUUCUCAAAUACAACAAGCAGUGAAGACGGCAAAGAACAGCUGGCAUAUGAGUCUGGAGAGGAUGAGGAUGAUGAAGAGGAGGAGGAAGAAGACUUCAAGCCUUCUGAUGGGAGUGAAAAUGAAAUGGAGACAGAAAUGCUGGAUUAUAUGUGAACUCAGUGAGCAGUGUGGCUGCUGUGGACAGGUCUCUGCUCUUGCUCCUUGAGAGAGCCAAGGGUUCAGGAUCUGCGAAAGCAGAGCUUGUUCUAAGCUGAUGAUGUUCUUUCUUCACUGACUGCUGGUGGGCAGCAUUCUGGAUGUUUGGGAGCCACUGCCUGCAUUGUCACAAUUGCUGGCUGAGACUCUCCAGCAAGCUCAAGAAACUCUCAGGAGUGAGCCCAGCUGGUAACACACCAGAAUGUGGGAGAAGCUGCAUUCCCAAAUCUCUCCAUGUGUGGGAGGACUGCACUCUCUCCAGGUUGGUGGCCAUGUGGAAAAUAGGUGCCUGAGGAUGUGCUGGGAGAAGCAGCAGUCCAGUGCUCCGGGAGUCCCUAAGGCAGGUUCUGCCCUUCUGCUUGUCCAGAGGGAAUGAAAAUACUGUGCCAUGCCUUCAGCACUGAGCCUCGCUGGUCAUCUUGGAAAUAAAGCCCACAGGAAAAUACACUUUCUGUCAGGGAGUAGUUCCCUUCCUGGAAAUGUAGUGUUUGUUGUCCUCAUUAGCUGGUGCACUUCUCAGGUCUGUUUUGACUUCCCCAGCUAGCAGUUAGCAAGGACUGAAGGCAGCUGGCAGAGCUUCAGGUGCAUAAAGGUUGGCCACUGCCAGCUGCAUUGUUCCCACCAAAAGAAAGUCCCCAAAAUUAAAGAGCUACUGGCAGUUUCUGGA